Pseudonaja textilis is the source of this 2222-nucleotide messenger RNA. The record is from RefSeq and is a predicted model, not a curated record. Lineage: Eukaryota; Metazoa; Chordata; Lepidosauria; Squamata; Elapidae.
UUUAAGAAGAAACUGGACAGCCAUUCGUCUGAAAUGCUACAGAGUUUCCUCCCUAAGCUGGGGGUUGGACUAGAUGACCUCCAAGGUCCCUUCCAACUCUGUUAUUCUGUUAUACUCUUGAUAUCCCUAUCGCCUACCACUAUUACUAGCUUACUAUACUGAAGAGUUUUGUUUGAAGCUAACUCCAAAUAAAGUUGGAGAUCAAUCAGUCAAUCAAUGUGUAAUUGGCCAGGAGUUUCAUAGCAUUGUUUUCCUCUUUUUGUAAUGGUAGAUGAGUGUAGAUGAAUAAACAAGUUUAAUUUAUUUGGUGCGUCAUAGCCAUUUUAUAAGAAUGUAGUCAUUGUGUGAAGUUUCAUGUUCUACACAUUAUAACUUGAGGCAUAUAUCCAUUGAGGAACCUCAGGCAAGGUUUACAAGCACACCAUGGUAAAUUGCCCUAUCUAUAUACAUUUGUUUAUAUAAAGCCCUGGUAAGUUACAGUAAAAGUUUGCCGAAAGUACAACGAACUUCUUGUUUUAUAGGAAGGCAACUUCCUGCUAAGUUUAUACUGUGCCUAAUCUUGAAACUGCAAAUCAUUAAUGAAGUUUAACUACUGGGAAGUUGUUAAAACUUUAUGCAAAACCAUGGCAAAACCCAGAGUGAAAGAAAGCACAGAGCGGAACAGGACUUAUUCAAUCAUUUCAGUUGCUUCUUCUAGAAUUGUAACUAUAACUUCAAAGAGGCAUCUAAUCACCUGAAAGGUAAUCAGAGAGACAGACAGCAGUAAUUGCUGUCAUAAGUUACUCAGUAACUACUGAAAUGGAACUGCAGAAGAGAACUGUUGAUGAGGAAUUAAAAGAUUUAUUCCAUGAAUUUAAAGAUAAAGAAGCUAUGAAUGACCCCUGGAACUUCAGAAUGUGGGAUUUCGAUCAGAAAUAUUUCUUCUUUGAGAACAAUGUUCUGAUAGCAGCGCCGCUGUAUUCUAUGGUACCAGAGCAGUUGAUGGCUGUGGUCCCCAAUGAAAACUUAGAUUUUAGAAACCGACCCAUCUUUAUAGGACUCACUGGUAAAACCAAGGUCUUGAGUUGUCUGGAGUCAGUUACUGGUGAGCCUCAGCUAGUGAUAUUGGAAAAAAACAUCAUGGAUUUUUAUAGAGACACUAAGGAAUUCAAGAAUUUUUCUUUCUAUGUUGUCACUGGACGCGACAAAUCAAAUUGCUGGUUUGAAUCUGCAGCAUUCCCUGGUUGGUUCUUAAGUACCUCAAUUCACCCAAACAUGCCUGUUGGUCUUUGUAAACAAGGAGGUACUGGCAUCAUUUUAUUUCAUUUUGAAAAAGUUGCUUCCACUCCAAAAGGUGGACAGAGAAGGCCAAAGAAAGAUUGUUACACCAGGACAGAAAUGGAGAUCCAGAAGAAUAAAAGCUAUAAGAAGAGCUGGGAUGAGGAAAUGAAGGAAUUAUUCCAACAGUUGAGACAACAGCAGGCAUACUAUCCAGAUCUGAACAUGUCACAUCUGAAACCCUCUAAACCACCUCAUGUGCUUGAGCCUCUAAGAUUAAGGGAACCCCGCUUGUUCCGAAUUUGGGAUAUUAGUCAGAAAUUCCUCUUCAUGGUCAACAGCAUGCUGAUAGCAAACCCCCUGGAUUUCAAUUCACCAGAAGUGUGGAUGGCUGUGCUCCCCAAUAAUGCCUUAGAUCCAAGAAAGCAACCCAUCUUUAUGGGUCUCACAGAUGGAUCGCAUACUCUGUCUUGCACAUCGUCUAGUGAGGGUCAACCUCAGCUACACCUAGUGGAGAGAAACAUUAUGGAGUUAUACAAUCAAAACCAAAAGCUUUUGGACUUCAGUUUUUACAGCAAGAUGGAUGGCAGCUCAGAAACAUGCUCUUUUGAAUCUGCCCAGUUCCCUGGUUGGUUCAUAAGUACGUCUUCUGAACCUAACAAACCUAUCAAUCUUGGUCAAAAAGGAGGCACAGGCAUUACCCUUUUUUAUUUUGAAACAAGUGAGAGGAAGGAAAAAGCGGAACUUGUCAUUACGAGAAUUAUUUAAGACAAAUGCCUACUUCAGGUUUUGUGGGAAAUGUAGGUUUAUUAGUAAGUAAAAGUUUCAGUUUUAUACAAUUGAGGAUGCUUUUAGCAGAUUGAGCAAAAAUGUUGGAAUUUCUCAGGUCAUAAGACAUUUAAGUAAUGCCUACUUUUUCAUAUAUCGUCAACAUUAUUCUUUGCUAAAUAAUAAAAAUAGAAUGA